Odobenus rosmarus divergens (Pacific walrus) is the source of this 2375-nucleotide messenger RNA. RefSeq names its product relaxin/insulin-like family peptide receptor 1 (gene RXFP1). Gene Ontology annotation, cellular component: membrane. Bases 159 to 2375 code for a protein of 738 amino acids. The record is from RefSeq and is a predicted model, not a curated record. Gene Ontology annotation, biological process: G protein-coupled receptor signaling pathway. The transcript has 17 exons. Lineage: Eukaryota; Metazoa; Chordata; Mammalia; Carnivora; Odobenidae. Gene Ontology annotation, molecular function: G protein-coupled receptor activity; protein binding.
AGAAAGGGAGAGGAAAUGAGAGAGGAAGGAGGGAGGACUGCUUUGUAGCUGCUAAGAUUGCAGACGGAAAUAGCACACAACCACCGUGAGCUGUGUGCGACUCAGGAACCGAGAGCCAACUACUCACUUUUAUUAAUCAGUUGCUCAGAAAGAAGGAAAUGACAUCUGGCCCCGUCUUCUUCUACAUCUUAAUUUUGAGUAAAUAUUGUGACAACAAUGGAUGGUCUUUGCAAUUUGACAAGUAUUUCACCAAUUACUACAGAAUGACCUCCCCAUAUCACUUUGAGACGCAAACAUCUGAAUGCUCUUUUCAUUUCUUUCUUUUCAUCACCCUCCUCUUCCUGGUCCCUCACUACCCCCAUUCCUUACAACUUCCUCCUUAUUCAGUGGUCGGUUCUGUGCCCAUGCAAUGUCUUUGCCGAGGUUUAGAGGUUGACUGUGAUGAGACCAAUUUACGAGCUGUUCCGUCAGUUUCUUCAAAUGUGACUGUAAUGUCACUUCAGUGGAACUUAAUAAGAAAGCUUCCUCCUGAUGGCUUCAAGAAGUACCAUAAUCUUCAGAAGCUGUGCCUACAAAACAAUAAGAUUAGAUCCGUACCCAUCUAUGCGUUCAGAGGACUCUACAGUCUUACUAAACUGUAUCUCAGUCAUAACAGAAUAACUUUCUUGAAGCCGGGUGUUUUUGAAGAUCUCCACAGACUAGAAUGGCUGAUAAUUGAAGAUAAUCACCUCAGUCGAAUUUCCCCACUAACAUUUUAUGGACUAAAUUCUCUUAUUCUCUUAGCAUUGAUGAAUAAUGUCCUCACCCAUUUACCAGAUAAACCUCUUUGCCAGCACAUGCCAAGACUGCAUUGGCUGGACUUUGAAGGCAACCAUAUCCAUAAUUUAAGAAAUUUGACUUUUGUUUCCUGCAGUAAUUUAACUGUUUUGGUAAUGAGGAAAAACAAAAUUAAUCACCUAAAUGAAAAUACUUUUGCACCUCUCCAGAAGCUAGAUGAAUUGGAUUUAGGAAGUAAUAAGAUUGAAAAUCUUCCACCGCAAGUAUUUAAGGAUCUGAAGGAGCUUGCACAAUUGAAUCUUUCUCAUAACCCAAUCCAGAAAAUUCAUGCAGAUCAAUUUGAUUAUCUUGUCAAACUCAAGUCUCUCCUAGAAGGAAUUGAAAUUUCAAAUAUCCAACAAAGGAUGUUUAGACCUCUAAUGAAUCUCUCUCACAUAUAUUUUAAGAAAUUCCAGUACUGUGGGUAUGCACCCCAUGUUCGCAGCUGUAAACCAAACACUGAUGGGAUAUCAUCUCUAGAAAACCUCUUGGCAAACAUUAUUCAGAGAGUGUUUGUCUGGGUUGUAUCUGCAGUUACAUGCUUUGGAAACAUCUUUGUCAUUUGUAUGAGACCUUAUAUCAGGUCUGAGAACAAGCUACAUGCCAUGUCAAUCAUUUCUCUCUGCUGUGCUGACUGCCUAAUGGGAAUAUAUCUGUUUCUGAUUGGAGCCUUUGAUCUAAAGUUUCGUGGAGAAUACAACAAGCAUGCGCAGCUGUGGAUGGAGAGUAUUCACUGUCAGCUUGUGGGAUCUUUGGCCAUUCUGUCCACUGAAGUAUCAGUGCUACUUCUAACAUUUCUGACACUGGAAAAAUAUAUCUGCAUUGUCUAUCCUUUUAGGUUUUUAAGACCUAGAAAAUGCAGAACAAUUACAGUUCUGAUUCUUAUUUGGAUUACUGGGUUUAUAGUGGCUCUCAUUCCAUUGACCAAUAAGGAAUUUUUCAAAAACUACUAUGGCACCAAUGGAGUGUGUUUCCCUCUUCAUUCAGAAGAUACCGGAAGUACUGGAGCCCAGAUUUAUUCAGUGACAAUUUUUCUUGGUGUUAACUUGGCGGCAUUUAUCAUCAUAGUUUUUUCCUAUGGAAGCAUGUUUUACAGCGUUCAUCAAAGUGCCAUAACAGCAACUGAAAUACGGAAUCAAGUUAAAAAAGAGAUGAUCCUUGCCAAACGGUUUUUCUUUAUUGUAUUUACUGAUGCAUUAUGCUGGAUACCCAUUUUUGUACUGAAAUUUCUUUCAUUGCUUCAGGUAGAAAUACCAGGUACCAUAACCUCUUGGGUAGUGAUCUUUAUUCUGCCUAUCAACAGUGCUUUGAACCCAAUUCUGUAUACUCUGACCACAAGACCAUUCAAAGAAAUGAUCCAUCAGUUUUGGUAUAACUACAGACAAAGAAGAUCUAUUGACAGCAAAGGAAGUCAGAAAACAUAUGCUCCGUCAUUCAUCUGGGUAGAAAUGUGGCCACUGCAAGAGAUACCAUCUGAGUUAAUAAAGCCAGCUCUUUUCACAGACCCCUGUGAAUUGUCACUAAUUUCUCAAUCAACUAGACUCAAUUCCUAUUCAUAA